Molecule: messenger RNA, 4308 nt
Organism: Colletotrichum graminicola M1.001
Lineage: Eukaryota; Fungi; Ascomycota; Sordariomycetes; Glomerellales; Glomerellaceae
Exons: 1
Coding region: 1-4308 (1435 amino acids)
Source: RefSeq, a predicted model, not a curated record
AUGUCGGGCCUCCCUCCCGGUUGGGAGUGGGACUAUGAUGGUGCUCGCUGGUUUUACCGCUACAAGCCUAACGGCCACGUCCAGUUCCACUUCCCCAAGGAAGGCGAUGAGUUCCCCGACUUCAUUGACAGCUUUGCCCCGGCACUUGAGCUUGCACCCGAAGAGAAGCUGGAAAGCCAGCAACAGCUCAAGAGACGCACCGCCAUCGAUGUCGAUCUCAAGUCAAAGAUGCGCGCCACCGGCGGGCCUCUGUCCGAUUUCGCCAUGAACCGCAGUGGCUUCGGAGGGCCCCUGAACGACGACGACGACGGCGGCGGCGGCGGCGGCGGCGGCUUCUUCUUCCAACCAGAAAACUUCAUGUAUAUGGGUCCUGAUGCCUAUACCGAUAUCAGUCCUGACGCUGACGAGGACGACCGGGACGCUCUUUCUCCCAAGAAGGCCGCUGACGACGACGCCGGCGGAAACACCACCAAGAACAAAGCACUCCUCGACGCCGUCGGCGAAACGUCGGGCGUGUCGCCUCUUCAGAGCGAGACCAACACCCCUUCCGUGGUCAACAGUGUGCCGGUUCAAGAAGCAAUCGUCGUGCAGGGAGACAUAGCGGCGGAGCCCCCCGUCGAACUCCCACUCAUUCGCGGGACUCAAGAUCUCCUCGGCCCCACCAACGUUGCCGCGGCUUCCCCUGAUGUUCCCCGUCUCGAUUCCGCUGAAAAACCUCGCCAGGGACACUCCUCUACGUUCCAGCCGCCGCCCUGGGAUCCUGUAGGGAACAUGGCCGAGAUGGCAACAGAGCAUACUGCCCCAGCCCACAUCGAGACCCAUCCAGACCCCGUAGAAAUGGCUGAUAAUGCCGUACUAGCUCCCAUAGAGAUACCAAUCGCCGACUUUGGCAUUGCCGAACUGCCCGAACGAACAAGUCCUUCAGAACCCAGGCCGCUAGCCCAAUCAACUCACGAUCUCCUUCAUCAAACAAACAUGAGUGACAAAGCUUUGUACGGAGCAACAUUCGGGACAGGAUCAAGAUCCCAGAAAUCGUCGCCAACCCGCGCAUCACAAGUCUCUCCAGGGUUUCAUCCCGAGGCUGUGCAACCCGGGCCUAAGCCUGGCAGCUCGCCCUCCCAAAAAGCCUCCCAACAGACCCAAAUGCUGCCUGCAGAUGCCAACAACAAUGCGUUCGCUAUCAAGCGGAAACCUUCGAAUUCAGUAGCCCGCCAAAGCCAGUAUCAGCCCUAUGUCCCUGGUGUGACAGGCAGCGUGACUCGGGCCCUGCCAAGCAGAGAGCCCAACUUCAAGCCCCGAGACCAUAGCAACUCUUUGUCGAGAGAAAUGUCGUUGAUGAUGGGCCCGCGCCCCAACCUCGACCAAGCAAGCACGCCGUCCGUUCUGCAACCUCCGCGAGUGCCACCCAAAGUCCCGUUUCAACCCAACCAGCCCUCAACACAUCAGGACGCAGGCCCGGCAUCACUGUCGAUGCACCCCAGUAGCACUCAAGGAUCAAGUGCUGGCACAGGUGUUGGCCAAUCCCUAGAUGGGAGUUCAUAUGGCGGUUUACAGCAUGUCCCAUCGGUGCUGAAGCCGGCGAGGGGGCAACUACAAGGCCAACCUCAGCAAUCUCUGCCUCUGCCUCCCCCUUCUUCUGCUCAAGGGCCAAGCAACCCAAGGCACUCCAUCUCGGGCCCCUCGCCUUCGUCUCAGCCGACUUCCAAAGCCCCUACCGGCCGAAUCGUAGAGAACGUACUGCGGUAUACGGCCUUUCAGCCGGGGGGCAUGAAUACUCAAGAAUCCCACGUCGUUCAGGCAACUCAACGUCCAGCUUUGCCUCAAUCUCAGUCCCAAUAUCUCUCUGCAACUCGUGGUCCCGAGUUACCUCUUGUGCUUCGGCCCCCGGCUCACAGAGUCGAAACAGCGCCCCCACAGUCGUCGACAGACCAGCAACGGCCUCCCUUGUCCCAUUAUGGGUCGUCUAACAGAUCUGCACCGCCCUUGCCUGACUUCUUACAGCGUCCAAGAGCCCAGAGCGAUGUACGCCAGCAGCAAAGCUCGUCCAGCCAAAAUCGCGCAUACUUGGAAUUUGCGCUCAAUAGUGUAACGAGGGGCAUGCAGUCGUCGGAUCUUUCUUCGCCGCCGCCAAACCUUGAACUAGCACGCCAGACAUCGUAUGCUUCCAGUGAAGUCUCGUCCCUUGGCCCACUCACGGGUGGCCAGUCUUCCGCGCCUUUACAAACACCUUCGCCCCUAGGGAGUGACGGGAGACGUUCAUCGUCUGGCUUCCUUUGUGGGACCCAUUCCGACUCCUCGUCAAGAUCCACUCCAGGUCCUGCCGGCCAGAGUGUUCCCGAACGACCUGCAGGAUCGAGGCCCACGUCUUUUUCUAGGCCACCCCUAACUGCACAAACAGAAGCUGCUAAACAAACGACAAGCCGACGUUUUCCCAUGGUACCUCAGAAGAUUCCUAUUUCCACCUCGACUAGCAACAUUCAGCAAGUAUCUGGUCAACAAACACCCGGCAGCGCGAGUUCGUCAGCAUCGAGUCGCCGUCACUCUUUGCCUCCCCAUAAUUUGGCCAGUCUUGCGGCCCGGCCUCCUUCUCAAGAAGCACCACCUGGACCGCAUCGACUGUCUGGCCAAAGCCAUGAUCAGCCUCAUAUUCCGUUUAAUCAAGUCCAACGGUCCGGUUCAGUUGAAGAGACCAUAAAGGCCUCUCGGAACGUUUCAAGGUCUGAACCAUUGCCUGAUUCACAGCCACGUCUGAGUGAAAAUCAGUAUCCGACCCCGCCUCCACUUGGUUCGCAAUCACCGCACCCAGCUGAAAACGGCCGUUCAACUGUCCAAUUUCUGUCAGAGCGACCAAUGCGCCCCACAGUAAUACUGCCCUCGCAGCAUAUGUAUGGCUCAACGAGUCCCUCGACACCUAUCAGAUCUCCGGGGCAUGUCCUACAUUCUAUCCAAGAGCACUUAGAAAACGAUAAUUCUAUAGGCACACCUGCAGCUGCCUCCAUUAGUGUGACUUCUCGAGAGAACCGCCGCUAUUCUCAAGGUUCUAGUCUGAAUCUGUCGACCGCAUCUGCUUAUCCUUCAUCUGCCGAGUCCUCCCGAGGCUAUAGCGCAGAAAGGCUGAUGAACCAAGUGGCCCAGAGGCAGGCGAACGUACAAAAGCCCAUAUCUGAACCUCUUCAGUCGAUGAACUCUAGUAGCCUGCCGUCUCAUCCAGACUACUCGCCAGUGACAAACAAUCCUUUUCAGCCUUACUCACCCAUCAACAUGAGCGGCGCCCCAUUUCAAAAUGUCGUGCGCCCGGGAUCGACGCCGCCAGUCAUGCAAACCUUGACAAAGGACAAAGACAAAGGAGGUUGGCUUUCCAAGUUAAUGAAGGGCAAUAAGGCAUCGGUCCUUCAAAAGCAGCCAACACAACCCUCGCAGCAGCAACAGUUCCGAGCAGUACAUAACCCACCUCAGGUCGCUCCUCCGCCGUCCAAUAUCCUGCCGCAGCAGCAGCAGCAGCAGCAGCAGCAGCAAUUUCAAAGACUACAACACCUGCCACCAGCUGCACCGCCGAUAAAUAUGCACAACCCGCACGGCCGAGCUGAUACCCAUCUUCACGAUAAAGUCGUCGAUAAACUGGCCGCCUCAAUUACAGCUGACAACCCAGAAAGGUCUAUGUUUGGCUAUGUUGCUCCAGUUCCACCCAAUCUGUCAAUACAACUAAUCGACGAGGCCGUGUCUCAAGGCAAAGGCUUCAGCAGCAGCUCUCACCAACCUUUCCACAGACAAGAUACCCCGCUUCAACAGGAACCGUACUUAGCUACAACGUCGCAACUUAGCACAGAAGUUGCGGUUCAACAACCAAACGAGGUGGAAGAGCGACCAACAAAUGUGCCGCCUGUCGGACUGGUCCCGCCCGCAGGACCGCCAAAAGACCAGACCAGUGACAACUUAUCAGAUGCUGCAUCAGUUUCUACUAUGGAUGUCUCGGAGGUACAGAUACAACCGGUUCUGAAACCGCAACUGGUGACUGUUGGAAAACAAGCCAUCGUCCCCUCAAAACAGCAGCAAGACUCUCUAGUUCAGGCCGCCGCCCCAAUGCAGAAGUCUCACCUGCCAUCCACGAUACACAUACAUAACGAUGCGAGGGUUCCUGCGAAGAGCGACCUUUUUGUAGCGCCCCUCUUUUCAAAGCCUCAUUCACAGACGGCUGUUAGUACUGUCCCGGUAAAUGUAGGGCCUGGACCGCAAGAUAGGUGGGCAAAACGUCCUGCGGUCGACUACUCUGGAGAUGACUGGGGUGACGACCCAUGGGACUACAAAUAA